GGCGAGCACUUCCGGGUCGUCGGCGCAGCUCUGCGGCUUCUGCGACGGCCGAGGAGGUGGUCGGGUAGUAGGUGCUUCCUGCUGGGCUGCUGGCUGCUCCGCUUCUGUCCGCUCCGCGGCGGGAAGCGCCUUCCCCACAGAACUUCCAUGCUGUUUUCCAUAGUGGCUGCAGCAGUUUGCAUUCCUGCCAACAGUGCACAAGGGUCCCGUUUUCUCUACUUUCUCGCCCACACUUAUUUCUUGUCUCCUUGAGAAUUGCCAUUAUCACAUGUGUAAGGACAUCAAUGCAAGCCUGAAUAAGAAAAACAGUUUCUUCCUCCUAAGCCAUGGCAUAUCAGUUAUACAGAAAUACCACUUUGGGAAACAGUCUUCAGGAGAGCCUGGAUGAGCUCAUACAGUCUCAACAGAUCACCCCCCAACUUGCUCUCCAAGUUCUCCUUCAGUUUGAUAAGGCUAUAAAUUCAGCAUUGGCCCAGAGGGUCAGGAACAGAGUCAACUUCAGGGGCUCUCUAAAUACGUACAGAUUCUGCGAUAAUGUGUGGACUUUUGUAUUGAAUGAUGUUGAAUUCAGAGAGGUGACAGAACUUAUUAAAGUGGAUAAAGUGAAAAUUGUAGCCUGUGAUGGUAAAAAUACUGGCUCCAAUACUACAGAAUGAAUGGGGAAAAAAAUGGCUUUUUUAUGCCAUCUUCUGUUAUUAUUCAUCGCUUUUUUGAGGAGAAGCAUAGAAGAGACUUUUUUUAUUUAUUCUAGCAUCGCAGAAAUGACUACACUGUGCUAUACUAUCAGAAUUCCAAUAGAAAGAAGCUUGUAACUAUAGCCUCUUACCUUUUCAGCAUGAAGAAACAGAAGUUUUUUUUAAUAACAUUGUUGCCUUCCUAAAAACAUUCUUUAAUAAACUCAUUUUAAAACUCAA
Neofelis nebulosa (Clouded leopard) is the source of this 914-nucleotide messenger RNA. It is a transcript of the gene GTF2A2, whose product is annotated as general transcription factor IIA subunit 2. Gene Ontology annotation, cellular component: transcription factor TFIIA complex. The transcript has 6 exons. Gene Ontology annotation, molecular function: TBP-class protein binding; RNA polymerase II general transcription initiation factor activity. The record is from RefSeq and is a predicted model, not a curated record. Bases 327 to 656 code for a protein of 109 amino acids. Lineage: Eukaryota; Metazoa; Chordata; Mammalia; Carnivora; Felidae. Gene Ontology annotation, biological process: RNA polymerase II preinitiation complex assembly; transcription initiation at RNA polymerase II promoter.